This is a messenger RNA of Iphiclides podalirius (scarce swallowtail), 357 nucleotides long. NCBI's taxonomy places the organism in Eukaryota, Metazoa, Arthropoda, Insecta, Lepidoptera, Papilionidae. The record is from the annotation of a GenBank genome assembly.
AUGACGUUUCACGCUAAAGCGGUCGAGCUCUUCACAGUAGCAUAUCAACAAAUAGCAGACAUAAACGACAAAGCUGAUUUAGAGAAUUUCAAAAGGAAACUACGAUCACCGGAAAAACAAGUCAGCACUGGAAUAUCGGCGCGCUCUUCAUCGCUAGCAUCGUUGAUGAAUCAACAAUCGCCGUCAAGAGAGGAUGGCGACAUUACGAACUUGGGUAGAAUAAGAUCGCCAGAGAAAAACAUCGCAAGGUCCAGCUCAUUAGCAGCGCUGAUGAGCCAGUCGACGUCUAAGAGUGAGGAGGAUACAACGGAAUCGGAAACAGAUGUCGAAAAUUCAUCAGAGGAAACAGAGUCUCGU